GGGCCUUUUCAAAGUAGUUUUCUUCCAGGAAGAAGCACUGCAGAUAAUAUCCUCCUCACUCAGGAAGCUAUCCAUUCAAUGCGUAGGUCAAGAGGUAAAAAGGGUGCUCUUGCAUUCAAAAUUGAUCUUCAUAAGGCCUUUGAUAGUGUUGAUUGGGAUUUUCUUCAUUUAGUUCUGGAAGAUUUUAAUUUUCCAACUCCCCUCAUCCGAUUGAUUAUGUUCUCAGUAUGCUCUUUGCAACUAAGUGUUCUCUGGAACGGGGAAGAGUUACCUCCCUUUCAACCACAGCGAGGAUUACGCCAAGGUGACCCUCUAUCCCCUUAUCUUUUUAUUAUGGUCAUGGAGAAGCUCUCUCACAAAAUUCAAAGCCGCGUGCAAUCCCCGGUAUGGCGACCAUUCAAAAUCUCUAGAGGAGGAUUAGAGCUUUCACAUCUCUUUUUUGCCGAUGAUCUCAUGCUUUUUUGUACAGCAACUCAAAAUCAAGUGGAAGUGGUCAUGGACUGUAUAAGAGAAUUCUCAAUGGAAUCUGGGUUAGACAUUAAUUUAGCUAAAUCUAAGCUUUAUGUCUCGCAGAAUAUACAAAGGCAUAUAGCAACGUCUCUCAGUAAUGCUUGUGGAAUUCCUUUAACAAGUGAUAUGGGAAUGUACUUGGGAGUUCGCAUUUUACAUGGAAGGCAAACAAAAGAUACUUAUAAGCACUUACUUGAGAAAAUCCAAGUAAAGCUAUCCAACUGGAAACAGAAAAUGUUGAGCAUGGCAGGGAGAAGGAUCCUGGUUCAAUCAGUUACCUCUGCAAUACCUACAUACACAAUGCAGUCAAUACUUCUUCCAGAUUAUGUUUGUGCAGCUAUUGAUCGAUUGAAUAGGAAUUUUCUUUGGGGGUCCGAUGUGGCAAAUAGACCCCAUCUUGUUAAUUGGCACUCUGUUUGCUUACCCAGAACUCAAGGGGGUCUUGGGAUACGUUCGGCUAAGGAUAAUAAUCGGGCUUUAAUAGCAAAGCUUGGUUGGCAAUUGCUAUCUAACCCGGAGAAGCCAUGGUGCAGGGCUUUUAUUCAAAAAUACCUUCAGCGUGGAAGUUUCAUGUCCUGCAACAUCAACUCAACCUCCUCUGUUACGUGGAAGAGUAUUUUACGGUGUAGAGAUGUCUUACGGCUAGGCCUUCGGUGGAGAGUUGGUAGUGGGGAAAAGAUCAAAUUCUGGCAGGAUGCUUGGGUCAGCGACAGGCCUUUGUUGGAUGCUGCUUUAAUUCCAGUGCUCGAAGACCAGAUUGAUAUUCCUGUUUCUCAUGUAAUUAAUCCAGAUAGGACUUGGGAUUUUCAGGUACUGCAGCAACUUCUCCCAGAGUUGGUGGUUGAACAAAUCUCGGCUUUACCAUUACCAUCUUUCGGACAUCAAGAGGAUGGAAUAGGAAGAUUAUUCACAAAUUCCCUUAGAUUUGAACGGCAUUUUGCAUCUUCACCCAUGUGUCCAAGAUGCGAACAAGAUCAGGAGACUCCAUUGCAUCUUCUAAGAGAUUGCUAUUAUUCCCGGCUGGUAUGGGAAUCUACACCUUUGCCAGCAAACUUCUUUAACUUGGACUUCGAUGGCUGGCUUUACCAAAAUGCAACUUCCACUUCUUCAACUGGAGAGUCUCGUCAGCUGUGGUCCAUGUUGUUCCUAGCCCUCCUUUGGUACAUCUGGAAAAGUAGAAAUGCUUUGAUCUUUGAAGACAAGCGGCUUCCACCCCAAAUUGUGCUUCAACAGGCUACUUCCUUAGCUAUGAACACCAAAUUAGCACUGGCUACGCAGAUUUCAAGCCGUCCUCGAGUCUCUCGUUGGGUAAGAUGGUACCCUCCCGAUCUUCCUUUCUUUAAGCUAAAUACAAAUGGGGCCAUGAAUCAUGCUACAACGAAAGCGAGUGCUGGCGGAUUGAUUUGAGAUCAUGAAGGUCGUUGGGUCCAUGGUUUUUCUUUGAGCAUUGGGCAUCAAUCCAGUUUUAUGGCAGAGCUCUCGGGGUGCAGAAAGGGUUUGCGCAUGGCAUCUGAUCUCGGAAUCACCCAUUUGAUCCUGGAAAUGGAUUCUCUCCUAGUGGUUCACAUGCUGCAGGCAAAGGAAGGGGUGGAAGGCUUAGCUUGGACCCUAUUUUCUGACAUUCUCCAUCUUCUAAGAACGUUUUCUGAGUAUCAUGUGCAGCAUACUUUUAGGGAGGGUAACUUUGCAGCAGAUUAUAUGGCUGCUAUUGGCCAAAACCUCUCCCAUGGUGUCACUAUGUUUCCAGAGCCUCCGGUCGGAAUUGCCAGCAUUCUUAAUAGGGAUGCCGUAGGGACGUUGUUCCCUCGGUUUUAGUUUUUCUGCUUUGUUUUUAUCUCUUAUGUACCAAAAAAAAAAAAAAAAAAAAAAGAUCAGUGGUAAUU
Molecule: messenger RNA, 2393 nt
Organism: Rubroshorea leprosula
Lineage: Eukaryota; Viridiplantae; Streptophyta; Magnoliopsida; Malvales; Dipterocarpaceae
Source: the annotation of a GenBank genome assembly